This is a messenger RNA of Arabidopsis lyrata subsp. lyrata, 827 nucleotides long. RefSeq lists its product as uncharacterized. Lineage: Eukaryota; Viridiplantae; Streptophyta; Magnoliopsida; Brassicales; Brassicaceae. The record is from RefSeq and is a predicted model, not a curated record.
UUUAUCUUUUCCGGUUUAGUUAGGGCAUCAUUAUUUCCAUUUAAUGUUAAUUUAAUUAAAUCCUAAGUGAAUUUGGAAUCUCCGAUGAACCACCUCUUCUAUAAAUAAAGACGAUCGAGAUCGAUUGUAAGAGAGGCAAAACAGAAAUUUUGUUAGACGUAAUUUAAUCAUUAAGGAUUAUGGAGGGCACUUCGACAUGGAUUCUAAACUAUGAAUCUACGACGCACAUCGUUGAUUACAAAAAUUCAGGAUCCUUCUCAAUAAAUAUCCAAGGAUUUGAGCGGAUUCUUAUCCGGAGUCCUAGCGGUCGUGAAACUUUGGCUCAACAAAAAUAUCUUGGAGAGAAGAAUGCAACAGUAACAAUCGAAUCCGAGAUCCCACCUUCUUUCCUCACUGGAGAAGAAAUAUGUAGUAGAUAUGUGGCUAACGUGUUGUCCAAGGAAAAUAUCAACAACUGGAUUCAGCAAAGAGUUGUUCCUAAAAUCUGCGAAGACGUGAUUAAUAUAAGUCGCCGCCUUGAAGAAGAAGAAGAAGAAGGUUUCUUGGUUGAAGCUGAAGUUGAAGUUGUUCUAGAAACAUUGUAUACUGAUUGGUUAAGCUUCAAUGAUUACGACUCUCAAGGUGUUCUAAUACCAACAGAAGAAGAGUGCAUAAUAUGUCUAGAAGAGUUAUCAUCAUCAAGUGGUGAGAGGAGGAUCAUGAAUUUGCUUUGUUCCCACAGUUUUCAUAAGGAUUGUCUUCUCCCGUGGCUGCGACGCAAGCGUUCAUGUCCAACUUGUCGUGACGACGUCCACAAUCCUCGACUAGAAGAAGACCACCAGGAAUGA